Rotaria sp. Silwood2 is the source of this 669-nucleotide messenger RNA. The record is from the annotation of a GenBank genome assembly. NCBI's taxonomy places the organism in Eukaryota, Metazoa, Rotifera, Eurotatoria, Philodinida, Philodinidae.
AUGGAUUGCAGAACACCAUCAGCUAUGUCGAAACGGGAUCGUCGAACUGAUACAAAUGAUACUGUUCAAAAUUUUCUUUUGAUUUGGCUUGACACAAAAAUCGAUGAAUCCAACAACAACUAUCUGAAUUCUAUCAAACAACUACGACAAACGGUCAAUGCUAUUGAAAUAUUUCGUGAUACAGAUAAAUGUAUCGAUUAUAUUUCAGAACUUCAAAACGAAAAGUCUUUUCUCAUUAUUUGCGGUGACUUGUGUCAAUCAAUUGUGCCACUAAUUCAUAACAAGGUACAACUAUAUUCAAUUUAUGUCUUUCCUGGAGAGCAAGAAAAGUAUGAAGAAUGGACAAAGAACUGGUCCAAGAUAAAAGGUAUUUUCAGUGAAAUUACUCAAAUUUGUGAUUCAGUUCAACAAUGUGCUCGACAAUGUGACGAAGAUUCAAUCGUAAUUAGUGCUGCAUCGUCAUUAAAUCAAAUCGAACCAUCAUUUGUGUAUACGCAACUUUUCAAAGAAAUUAUUCUUGAAAUUAAUUUCGAUGACAACAAAACAAUCAAGGAUCUAGUUGAGUACGCCUGCAAUAAGUAUACUGGAAAUGACCAACAACUGAAAAUUAUCGACGAAUUUGCCCGAGAAUAUCACGGUAAUCUGGAUAGACAUAACAAGCCCAUUUAG